AUGGUUUCUAUCGGUGAUGGCCAAUUAUCUUUUCCAUCGGUUCGGAUCGGUCUUUCCGAUGAUAUCAAAGGCAACUUUGUUCGUUUGCCUGGUUCGAUAGUACAAAUGCUGGAAUCUACACCCAUUCCAGUUCAAAAUUUUGGAAUUGAAACCAGCUACAAGGGUAGGCACCUUUAUCUAGGCUGGGAUGGGCACGAAUCUUUGCAACUCCUCAAUGGACAAUCGGUCGUUCAGAUCAAUCCCACUGUUGCUGCAAUUCAUGGACUUCGCGGAGGAGAGGAGGUCACUAUAAAUGUCAAGCUUUUUGAUGAUUCACUAAUAGCUACAGAGGUUUACAUCGAUCCUGAGACAAGUGAUGAUUGGGAAAUAAUUGAAAGCAAUGCUCAGUUUUUCCAAGAUCAAAUUCUGCAUCAGACAAGAAUUGUCUCUAAAAAUCAGACACUGGUUUGUUAUGUAGAAGAGAUUGUUGCAAAAUUUAAUGUACAAAAGAUUAUUCCAGAAAACCUGAGUUUUGCGAGGCUAACUACUGAUUCGCUGAUAAUUGUCAAACCACGAGAAAACAGAAUUCGCACAGCAAAUGAAAAAGCUCCCCAGAGCUUGUCAGCAUUUUCAAUUCAAAAGCCGGAACUAACGAGAAGCUUGUUAAGGAAAAAUGACAUGGCAGGAUUCCAACUGCAAAUGCAUCCGCAAUGUAUUAAGUCCUCUUUAGCAUUUGUUUCAGUCAUUUCAAAUCCAAUUGAAUCUGAAAAGAAAACCUCGGACGCAGAUGAUAAGACAGCAGUUGAAGUGGCAAAGAAAAUAGUGGUUGAGAUAUUAUCGAACAAGGAAAUUCCUUUGAAUCAUGUGGUCAUUUCAGAUCUAUGUAGGCAAGCCUUGAACCUUGUGGCAAAUAACGGAGAAAAGAUCCAAGUUGAGUUUGUGGAUCAAAAUGAUGAAGCAAUUGCUCCCAUUGUCAUUGCACAUAAAGUGAAGCAUUCCACCGAACCAAGCAACAUAUUGAUUAAGGGUGACAUGGAUAAUUCCACUAAUGAGAGUAUCGAAAAUUUUAUGACCUCAAUGAACGACAUCAUUAUUACAGACAAAACAUUCUUGUCAGGUAAAGACAUUUACUUGGAGUUAUUUACAAAAAGUGGAAAUCGUGUUCCAUUCCAUCGCUGGAAAAGUGAGGAGAUUACUUGGAGAUAUUCACCAGAUGAUGUGACAGUCCUAGAGCCAAUACGAUAUGCUCAGCCCGUAAAACCCGAUACUGCCAUUGGAGUAGAUAGUGUGCUUGAAGAGAUGUUGGACUACGUGACUUCUCCCAUUGUUUCCUCCAGUGGCUCCCUUUUGCAUGGUUCAUCUGGUAUGGGCAAGACUCUAUUAUUGCAAAAUUUAUCUUAUAGGCUGUUGUCAGAAUCACCACACUAUGUGAAAUAUGUCGAUUGUCAACAAAUAGCAGAAAGUGGCAGCUUUCCCAAGAUGAAGCAGCUUGUGUUAAAGUGGUGCUCGAUAUGUUAUUGGCAUAAGCCCUCUCUUCUCAUACUCGAUAAUGCAGAGACAAUUUUCCCCAGUACGAAAUCAGAAGAGGAAGCUCCGGCAGGUUCUGCAUUUGACGCUAGCUCGGUAAAAUUAUGCCAGUUAUUUAUUAGCGCUGUUGAGAAUAUCAAUCGCAAGAACUGGGCAUCUAUGCGUGUAUUACUGUCUGCAAAGAAUAAAGAUUCUUUAAAUCAAAUGCUAUUUUCUAACCAUUUUGUCGGUACUUAUUGGCAUCUGAAGCCACCCCAACGAGACCAACGCAGCGACAUAUUAUUAGAUCUUUUAGAUCGCAAGAAGUUACUUCUAGCUUCCAACGUGGAUAUAACGUCGCUUUCUAUUGAGACCGAAGGGUUUUCGCCGCGAGACAUUGCCUUAUUGUCUGACAAAAUAUUCUGUUUGCAUAUUUCUGCACAUGAGGAUGAGACGGAGCCCCUCGUAAAGACAACUUUUGAUGAGGCUAUCAAAGGCUUCACUCCUUCUUCUCUCAAAGGUAUCAAAUUGCAGAAAAAUACAGGCGUCAAAUGGAGCAGCAUAGGUGCCCUACAAAAGGCAAAAACGCUUCUCCUUGAAACAUUAGAAUGGCCUACCAAGUACGCGCCUGUCUUCGCCAAGUGCCCUUUACGACUUCGAUCAGGAAUUCUGUUGUACGGUUAUCCCGGUUGUGGUAAGACAAUGUUGGCGAGCGCGGUGGCGCAGCAAUGCUCGUUGAACUUUAUUUCAGUCAAGGGUCCCGAAAUCUUGAACAAAUACAUUGGAGCCAGUGAGCAAAGUGUUCGAGAGAUUUUUGAAAGAGCACAGGCAGCUAAACCUUGUGUACUAUUUUUCGAUGAGUUUGACUCUAUUGCGCCCAAGAGAGGUCAUGAUUCCAUCGGGGUCACCGACCGGGUAGUGAACCAAAUGUUAACUCAAAUGGAUGGUGCUGAGGGGCUUGAUGGAGUAUAUGUCCUGGCCGCUACGAGCAGACCGGAUCUUAUUGACUCCGCGCUUCUACGUCCCGGAAGAUUAGAUAAGAGCAUCCUUUGCGGAAUACCGAACGAAACAGAAAGGCUGCAAAUUCUCAAUGCCGUGACGACAUCAGGGGAUAUGAAUAUGGAAUCUGACUGCGACCUAUCUCAGGUGGCCAGAGAAACACAUGGCUUCUCGGGUGCAGAUCUGCAGGGUCUCUGCUACAAUGCUUAUUUGAAAGCCGUGCACAGAACUCUGAACAGUCAUGCAUCGAAAUCCGACAGUUUCGAAGAUUCCCAAGGUGACCCUGAGUCUGAUAUGAGAUACACGUUGCUUAGCGACAACGCCGCACCCCCACACGACUUCAUAGAGAGGGUGAGAGAGCGUUACACUCAAUCUGUAUCUGAACGAACUGUAUCAGGGUCCACGCCGGUGGUCAUAACACUUAAUGAUUUUAUAGAGGCGUCAGCUGAGACGAAGCCUAGCAUUUCUGCCAGUGAAUUUCAAAAACUGAGCGAGAUAUAUGGUAAAUUCGCCAAUGACAGAGACGGCGAAAUGCGCAGUGGAGAGGCUUCCAACGAAAUCGGAGGUAGGACCACUCUUAUGUAG
Lachancea fermentati is the source of this 3069-nucleotide messenger RNA. The record is from the annotation of a GenBank genome assembly. NCBI's taxonomy places the organism in Eukaryota, Fungi, Ascomycota, Saccharomycetes, Saccharomycetales, Saccharomycetaceae.